Schistosoma rodhaini is the source of this 726-nucleotide messenger RNA. The record is from the annotation of a GenBank genome assembly. NCBI's taxonomy places the organism in Eukaryota, Metazoa, Platyhelminthes, Trematoda, Strigeidida, Schistosomatidae.
AUGAUAGUUGGGUCACUAAAUGUUGAAUUCAUUGAUGAUGAUGAUGAUGAUGAUGAUGAUGAUGAUGAUGAUGAUGAUGAUGAUGAUGAUGAUGAUGAUGAUGAUGAUGAUGAUGAUGAUGAUGAUGAUGAUGAUGAUGAUGAUGAUGAUGAUGAUGAUGAUGAUGAUGAUGAUGAUGAUGAUGAUGAUGAUGAUGAUGAUGAUGAUGAUGAUGAUGAUGAUGAUGAUGAUGAUGAUGAUGAUGAUGAUGAUGAUGAUGAUGAUGAUGAUGAUGAUGAUGAUGAUGAUGAUGAUGAUGAUGAUGAUGAUGAUGAUGAUGAUGAUGAUGAUGAUGAUGAUGAUGAUGAUGAUGAUGAUGAUGAUGAUGAUGAUGAUGAUGAUGAUGAUGAUGAUGAUGAUGAUGAUGAUGAUGAUGAUGAUGAUGAUGAUGAUGAUGAUGAUGAUGAUGAUGAUGAUGAUGAUGAUGAUGAUGAUGAUGAUGAUGAUGAUGAUGAUGAUGAUGAUGAUGAUGAUGAUGAUGAUGAUGAUGAUGAUGAUGAUGAUGAUGAUGAUGAUGAUGAUGAUGAUGAUGAUGAUGAUGAUGAUGAUGAUGAUGAUGAUGAUGAUGAUGAUGAUGAUGAUGAUGAUGAUGAUGAUGAUGAUGAUGAUGAUGAUGAUGAUGAUGAUGAUGAUGAUGAUGAUGAUGAUGAUGAUGAUGAUGAUGAUGGACAGAGUAUAUUUCAAUAA